Cucurbitaria berberidis CBS 394.84 is the source of this 2849-nucleotide messenger RNA. RefSeq lists its product as uncharacterized. Lineage: Eukaryota; Fungi; Ascomycota; Dothideomycetes; Pleosporales; Cucurbitariaceae. The record is from RefSeq and is a predicted model, not a curated record. The transcript is spliced from 2 exons. Bases 301 to 2634 code for a protein of 777 amino acids.
CAUAUUCAUACUCGAUGCGGUCCUCUUGCUGGUUACGAUGAAUCCGCCCUUUCGAACCUUACUCUCUUUAUCACUUCCUGACCACGAAAGAGCUUCUCGAAGUGGGAAUAUUCGAAGCCCCCUGGGAACCCUGGAAGACGUUGAAACACCGUCGCAGGGCGAAACGCUGUUGCCGAGGGCCAUCGUGCUGCUGUAUUCGCACGUCACGUGCCCAGCGUCCGUGCGUUCGCGUCCAAAUUCGGCCAGCUCGACCAUGUCAAACUUCAGCAUGAAGCCCUUCAAUGACCAGCACCCCGCUUGAUGCGCCGUCCGCCUGUUGCCUGCCGCCGAGCAGUGCAAGCACUUCAAUCUCCUGCUCCGCAGCACAUCUGGAUCUCCGACGACCUCCUGUCCCUCGCCCUCGCUCGACUUUUCCCCACUACAUGUCCACAUCAAAAGCGCCAUGGCAGCCACGUCCCGGGGCCAUUGGAGGCCAGGAGGAGGGCAGCGAAGCGUCGCAUGACCGUCUCGGCCAACUUCCAUCCUCAAGACAGCUUCCCCCCACCUUUUAGCCUGGGUGCGCUGUUCGGCUUUCGCAAAGACUCCCAGCCGCAGUGGAGAUAUGAACCGCCGUCGCUACCACAGCAAGGGGAGCCAUUGGACCUGGUAUCCAAUCUUGCACGUUCGCCAUUCCCGUUCGAUCCAAUCCCUCUCGUCGAGCCUACCGCGCCUACCAGUAGCCCUCUCCCGCAACGAGUCUCGCAUACUCCAACGGCUCUGAAGAAACCAGGUAGAGCAAUUGAUUCGAAAUCUACCGCUCCCGCGCAGACCAUGGGUGUCUGUUUCGAGAACUUCAAAUCGAGCAUCGUACACGCAGGUGACCUAUCAGAGCCCGGCAAGAGUCAGCUUAUAGCCAACGCCUUUCGAUCCUGUUGUCCGAACCACUCGGAGGCGUGGGUCUACAAUGUCAUGGCUUUCAAGCAUUUGACUGAACUCAAUUGGGACCUUACCCUACUCAUCGGGAAAUCAGCCUCCUUGGCAGUGCCGCCCACAUACACUACGGAGAGCUUGGAAAUUCUGAGAUGCGUAGAAAAGCUGUCGACACGCUUCCCGGAUCGCCUACAUGACUUGCACCGCCUGAAUGUGAAGCUAGCAGAAGCAGCCGUUCAUGCAGACAUCUCAGUGAGCACCACACAGGAUGAUGAGCUCCUCCUUUUGGUUCGGCAGCUAUGGCGAUCUACUUGUUCACCAAGAGUGCCUAACAAGCACGCGGCCCAGGACCUUUUACGCGAAGUCGCUAGGAAGAUUCAGCAUCAGCCUACAGCCAAAACACUACAACGUAUUCUCGCCGACAUGAAAGAGGGAGUCAGGACUUUGAAUACGCGUGUUUCGUUAAGCCAGGAUCGUGACUUGGCUGCAGAACAAAUCCUGCUCUGCAUACCACGGCAACUCCUAAUCGACUUUAUUCCAGGGAUGACCUCAGACUUGGUCACGGCAAUCGAGAGAAAGUCUCGACUUUCCAAGAGCGCGUACAAGAAUCGUCUCAGCACCUGGCUGAACCUUCUCUACCGCCUUGAAUCUAGUUUUGCUCUCAAUCGACCAAGCGCAUCUCUAGUGGACACUGCCAUUACCACAAUUGCAAAGCACGUCUUUGCUGAUCGUUCGUCUGCCGAGAUGCGACCGGAAACCCUGCUUGACGCGUUGGUCUCCAUUUUAUCCCAGCAAGAUGCGUUCUACGCCGCUUUGAAUGAGAAGCUGUUGCAGCUCAUUGACUCUUUUGCCGCCUCCACGCUGAGACCUGUUCCAUGCGAGGAUUGGAUUGGAGGUCUGUUCUCACGAAUGCGAAGCGAGUUACUGCCAUAUGACAACCUAAUGAAAAUGACUGUGACACUCCUCGUCCGGCACAACGAUCUAGGCUUCGUGCUACGUUUCUUGAUUGCCAUGGACAAAGAGAAGCUGAACAUAUGCGAUACCUCUGCCCUCAACAGGCUCGUUGCGGACAAGGUAGCCCUCUGCCAGCAGUCAAGCCCUCCAACAGAAAAAGAACGUCAGCACAACGCCUUGAUCCUGACCACUUGUCAACGGAUACUCAAAGUCCUCAGCAAGUUUACAUCAUCCGUCGUCGUGAGCGCACUUGGCACGAAGAAAGAGCUAGACACACUCCAAAGCAAGCGCCAAUUCCAGCACAUCCUCGACCGCGCACAAGCCGCCCACGUUCUGCCGCUUGCGUACCGCAGCCUCCCCGUCGAUAUACCGCUCGAGAACCGCAUCGUACUCAUACACCAACUUGCCCAGCAAUACUCUCUCGACAACACACGCUCCCAGCGUGAAGCAUGGCGCUCAAUAUACUACCUGUACCGCCAUAUGCAGCAGCACUCUUUCCCCAUUAGCCCGAUGUUCACCAAAGCCACUGUCCGCGUUGCCAUCAUUCGACCACUAUCCGAAGCCCGCUUCGUCAGCGCCCGCCGCUUGAUCUGGGUAUGUCGGCUUGUUGCGAGCGUCGAGGGCGAAGAGGUAGCCAAGAAGAUUGAGAGUAAUUUCUGGCAUUGGAGGGGAGGUUUGAUACGGCAUGCGAAGAAGGUGUUUGUGAGUGUGGGCGGGGAUAAGAGGGAGAAGGCGCAUGUCGGGUCUAUGAGGAAGCUGGGCUUGAUAUGAUAGGUUGAGGGGGAAUGAAGUAACAGGUUGUCGACUGUCGACCUUGUUGGUAUGUAAAUAGACAUGGUGAUACCCUUGGAUUUGUGUCGAGAAUAAUAAAGAGAUGUAAGAUUCUAGCCAGCAUACAGAAGAAAGUCCAUGAGCAAGGUACUAAAGAAAAAGGCCUCCUCGCCAACCCUACCAAAACUAGUCCUCGAUUGUGCUGUAUCUCAUAG